This is a messenger RNA of Rattus norvegicus (Norway rat), 2783 nucleotides long. Lineage: Eukaryota; Metazoa; Chordata; Mammalia; Rodentia; Muridae. The record is from RefSeq and is a predicted model, not a curated record.
UUAUCUGUUUACCUUUGCUGAAAAAGUGUUCUGAACUCUCCCUGGUUUUUCCUCCCCCCCAUCCUCUGCCUCCUCCCCCUCCCUUACUGGAUUGUUUCCUCUCCGUUCAUUUUUAAGUUUUCUUUGCAUAUUUUGGAUCCCCAUGUUCAUUUUGCAAACAUUUUCUUUCAGUUUGUGGCUUGUCUUUGCACUCUCUUAACGUUAUUUAUAAUAUUUAACUAUUUAACCUUAGCAUCAUGGUUCAGUUAUUUUUAAAUAUCCAAGGCAUCUGAGUUUACAACUGUGAAGAGAAGUUUGAAGGAUCCCGAUGUUCCCUGUUGACCACUGACCCCUUUUGUGAACGUCUGCAUUUGUAAAAUGGAUCGAGUCACCAAGCUCAAGUCCGGCUCAACCUCAAACCUCACCUUCUUAAUGGGAUCAUCGCUGCCACGAUCCAAGACUCAGCCAGUGGCCUGUCCAAGUUGGCUGGCUUUAGCUGAGCUGACAUUUUUGCUGACUAGAGUCAUGCUAUCUUUGCCAGUUCGCUGGAAUAGACACAGACACGGAUUGGGUCACCACGAAGACAUUCCUGUCUUGUGAAGCAAGUCUGUUUGUAUUUUAGGUUUGCCAGGACUAAUGAAUUAAAACAUUUGGACGCUCUACAACUUGCUGUUUAUCAAUGCUUCUGACAGGAGGGGGGUUUUUCUUUUGCUCUUGCUUUUUCUAGAAACAUGACAACAUCCUGGCUGUGGCAAGGAAAGGAGAGAGAGGCUAUGCGAGGAAGCGGAACAGGGAGGUCCCGUGGGAUGGGACGCUGGGGUCCGGGGCAGAGCAGGUAGUGUGCCUGCUGGGCAGCUGUCUCUGCUCCUCAGAGUGUCCGUGGCUGUUAUGCAGCAGGUGCAGACUGCUCUCUCGCUGAGUCUUGACUCCACAAACCCAACGACUGGCCAAGGCAGUGGCUGGCCCUGGAUUACACAAGCGCAGACUCUCAACUAAGUGAGGAGAGUUGAUCUCAGAUCCUCCUGCUUGGAUGGCAAGCAUUUGACCAGCUGGGCUCUCUCCCUAGCCCCUAAGCAUGGAAAACAGCAUAGCCUGAAGCCAUCUGACAGUCUAUUGAAUGGUUGUCCCCAAUUAAAAUUGGUAGAUGACCCUCAAAACCAAGAUUCAGCCGAUCAAUGGAGAGCAAUAUCGAAAAUAGGAAGUAGGAGUUUUAAAACCAUAUUUCAUUCAUUCUGGAUGUCUAUUACCAAAGAAAAAAAUUUUUUUGUAGAAGAGAGAAAAAAAUUAAAAUGGACCAGCUGGAAGACCCAGGAGAAGGCCGGGCCUCAGGUGCCCACAUGAUCAGCACAGCCAGGGUACCUGCAGAUAAGCCAGUACGCAUCGCGUUUAGCCUCAAUGAUGCCCCAGCCACAUGUGUGCGAGGCUGGCGUCUCACUGCUGUUCCCACACUUCCGGCUAACCCAACACACUGCAGCAGGAAUGAUGAACGGGGCAGAUGAUACACCGUCUGAAGAGGCCACUCCUUUGGUCUUCCCAGAGUUAGAGCAACAGCUCCAGCCUUUGCCACCUUGUCACGACUCAGCAGAAUCCAUGCAGGUGUUUAAACAGCACUGCCAAAUAGCGGAAGAGUACCAUGAAGUCAAAAAGGAGAUCGCCUUGCUUGAGGAAAGGAAGAAGGAGCUCAUUGCCAAGCUGGACCAGGCAGAGAAGGAGAAGCUGGAUGCUGCUCAGCUGGUGAGGGAGUUUGAGGCCCUGACGGAGGAGAACCGGACGCUGAAGAUGGCCCAGUCUCAGUGUGUAGAGCAACUGGAAAAACUCAGAAUCCAGUAUCAGAAGAGGCAGGGCUCCUCCUAACAUCAGCCGAUGAAAUGUGAGCGAGGUUGCUGACUGCCAUGUGCUGGCCAAAAGGAUUUGCAUCUUAAGGAACAGAGAGUAAAAUCUAUUGCUUCCCUUUAUUACCCACAUGGCAAAUGUCUAGAGUGAGUUUAGUGCCGCCUAGCUUCUAGCUCGAGAGGGGGAUAUUUUAAGCGAGGUCAUUAAUGCAAAGCUAUCGCCAGUAUAUAUUUUCAGAGAUCAAGAGUUCUUUUUUCCAAAUAUAUACGUAUAUAUAUAUAUAUCUUAGAAAGAUAUGAUCAUACUGUACAUUAUAGUAGAAAAUAAUAAAAAUAGAAUAUCGACUGGCCCCACCGAAAGUCAUGCGCCAUAAAACAAGCCAGUAGGGUGUUCACUGUAGUUUCACAUCUGUGCAUCUAAAAAUUCUAUGCCUUUUCAUAUUGCAAGUCUGCUCAGCUACAAACCAUGAAAACUAGCUGUGCUCGGUAGAGUCAGAUGUAACUCUUCAGUGACUGACUGUCCUAAGAACAAAUGGUUGUAUAGCCUAAAUGCUUUCUCGUGAAACUAUCAGCAGUCGUGCGUCCUUGCCCAAAGCUCACUGGCCAGCGCUGAUUUGUGUAAGGAAGAAUCAAGGCUGACCGUGCUUUCUUCCCUCUGGGUUAACACGCAGUGGACACGUUUGCGUUGGCGGUGUGGGUCUUUGGGGUCUGGGCCCGGGGAAAGUGGAAGCUAUGGUUCAGACCCCACACACCAUUGAGUGUCUGUAAGACCGGUGAGAGGAUAUAACUAGUGCUCGGGAUCUCAGGAGAUAGGUUAGACCAGUGAGGCUGACGGGAAUGUGGCGCGAAUGCAGAAUUAGAGAGCACGAUCUCCCUUGGUUCCGGCUCCCACAUCUUCCGCCGCCCAUCUUUGUUUUGUGUCUGUUUCCAGUCACGUGACUCCUUUUUCAUUAAACGUGGAUCCAAAGUGCG